AUGGCGGUGACUAUCAGGCCAGAUCAGCAGGACGCCCUUUUACGCGUCGCUACAUAUCAUCGCCGAGACUUUGAUCUCAGCGUCAUCUGUUCAGAAUCACAAAAGCUUUUUGCGGUUCAACCCUUCAUCUCUGAGCCGUUUUCGACCACCGCAAGUGCAUCCCUCGGGGUGUUCAGGCACCUCCCAAAUGAAGUCCUCGUGGAGAUGUGCUCCCAUCUAGAUCUCCGAUCCGUCUUCAAGCUCCGCCAAGUCAACCGGCUGGCCCGUGAAAUUGUAUCAGCAUCGCCGGCAUAUCGGGACCUUUCAAAACACUGCUUACAGGCCUUGCGUGGAGCCCUACGAACGGGGAUGGCCCGCUGGUUGCCGGUGGCCGAGCUCCAUCGCCUGCUCUACACGUCCGAGUGCGGUCGGUGCGGCGACUAUGGGCCGCUCCUGUUCCUGCCGCUGAUCGAGAGGUGCUGUUUUCGCUGUCUGCUAUUGGACUGGGAGUAUCGUCUUAUCUUUCUCGAUGAACUAUCCGAAGCAACCAAUGUUUCCGAAAGCCGACUGCGCGAACUAGUGCCAGUCCUCCGUACCCUUACGGGCAGCUAUUUCCUGUUGUGGGGUGAGCAGACGGAGAGGCAUGAGUUGGUUCCUUACAGAACUAUCCUGGAAUGUUCACCACCUCUUGAUAUCCAGGACCUCCCAGACUUCAUCCCGGAACCCGAGGAUGAAGAUGCCAUCCUUCGCUGUACGGCAGCAACACCUUUUCCGUACUUGGACAAACCCGGCUCCGAUAUCGAUCACGGUGUGAGCUGCACAGGUUGCGCGCUCGCACAGCUGGAUAACCGCGAGCUACCCAAAAGGAAUCAGUCUAGCAACCCCAGGGAGAUGGCAUAUUCAAGAGAGGGGUUCUUGGUUCAUUUUCAGUCGUGUGAAGAAGCCCAGAAAAUUUGGCAAGAAAGCCAUGAGGGAACUGCUCCUGUAAAGGAUCCCGGUCUUCUUGACUACAUAUGCACAAACUACUCGCCCGAUCACUAUAAAUGA
This is a messenger RNA of Clonostachys byssicola, 1026 nucleotides long. The record is from the annotation of a GenBank genome assembly. NCBI's taxonomy places the organism in Eukaryota, Fungi, Ascomycota, Sordariomycetes, Hypocreales, Bionectriaceae.